AUGGGGCAUCAGCAAAGCUGUGCAAACAGAACAGCCAGGGAAGAAAACUGCGACAGCUGUUCACCGGAAGUGGACCCGAUCAAGGAAAAAAAGUACUUGGUUACUGCAUCAAUGCUUCUGCAGCUGUUUGCGGUUUGCAUUCAGUGCCUGUCUCCGACCCGAACGAAGCUCAGGCACCAGGGGACCUUUGUUCACGCCGUAAUCACGUGUGUUCGAGGCCACAAGAGGGAGUGGCAGAAUCAGGCCCUGGUAAAUGGCAAGGCUCUCCUCAACAUCCUCCUGCCUGCCGCUGUCACAUAUUCUGGGGCCAGUCCUACAAGAGUUCUUCGACUGUUGAGCUCAAUAGGCAUUGCUGUCCUAAGGAAAUCUCAGUUCUACAAAGUCCAGGGCUGCCUGGUAUUUCCUGCUGCAACAAAGGCCUGGAAAGCGGAGCAGACCACUCUGCUGGCCGCAAUGCAUGGCAGGAGACUCCAUCUGGCUGGCGAUGGCCGCGCCGACUCGCCUGGAUACUCGGCCAAGUAUGGAACUUACUCUCUGUUGGACACUAAUGCGAACAAGAUCUUGCAUUUUGAGAUUGUCCAGUCAACAGAAGUAAAAUCAAGUAACCAUAUGGAAACAGAGGGCCUCAAGCGCUCGUUGGACUUCCUCCUUGGCCGAGGACUGUGUCUAGAUGUGCUUGUGACGGACCGGCAUGUCGGGGUGAACACGCUUCUGAAGAAUGAAUAUCCCGACACCAGACACCGGUUUGAUGCAUGGCAUGUCGCCAAAGGCAUCGGAAGCAAGAUGGCCAUUGCUGGGAAGACUAAACGCAACAACAUCCUGAAUGCCUGGGUGAAGACAGUGCGGGCACAUGUCUACUGGUGUGCCCAGACAAGUGAUGACUGUGGUGCACUGGUCCUAGCGAAAUGGAUGUCGGUCAUGAGACAUGUAAUCAAUGUGCACGAGCACCCCAACUCCCUGUACCCUGCGUGCACGCAUGCCCCGAUUGAACACCGCAGAUGGCUUCAGGAAGGAACUGAGCCAUACAUGGCAUUGCAAAAGAUCCUCACAUCAGCACAGCUUUUGAAAGAUCUCCCAAGACUGUCUGGAGAGGGCCAAACAUACCGACUGGAGUCGUUUCACAGCCUGCUGAUCAGGUUCACCCCCAAAUCGACACACUUCUGUUUUGAGGGCAUGGAGGCACGGACUGCCAUUGCUGUCAUGCACUAUAAUCAAAAUUCCGACCGGAAGCAGGCGACCACUAAGGACAACAAGAAGCGGUUCGCACUCCGAUACCCAAAGUCUCGGAAGGGUGAAUGGUCUGUCCAGCGAAUCAUGGAGACUGCGUCAUACGACUAUGUCCAGAGGCUGCUCCACUGCUGCUUGGAUUUGGCGGAAGCUUCGAGGACGUACCGGGAGGCCACAGCUGCCAAUGGGCCCCGCCCGCGUAGGCCCCCUUUGUGCAGUGUUGCCCAGAGGCCGAACAAGGAAGAUGCAGUCUUGGCCCACAGGUCCCGCUUCCACACUCAGGAGUAGUGGAAGCCAGUGUACGUAGCUGAGGGAAAUUCCUCUCGGAUUCUAGCCUCCACACAGCACGGGAGCCUGACGCGGCGGAACCUGCCCAGUCUUCCCCACAUCCACCAAACAAACUCCUUGUAGGCGGUGUAUCUGUAUUUUCUGGAAAUAGUAAGAACAGCAAAGUUGAGUUCACCGAAAAGCCUCACACACGAGCAGUGUGUGUAAGGGCGUGACACUGUUAUAUCCAGGUUUAGUAUUUGUAGCUGGUGUGUUAGUAAUGAACUGUCGGCCAUAAUGUGUGAUCAACUUCUUCCUCCUUCAUACCUCUGCCCCAAGGCUUAUGCAACAUGUCCCCCUGCUUCAUUCUUUCUUUUUUGCCAUCUGUAGGUUGAGUCAACAACAAUACCAGCUACACUCUAGGCCUAGUUUCACACAUGUAGUCGGUCACAGGUC
Messenger RNA from Ixodes scapularis (black-legged tick), 1950 nucleotides. RefSeq lists its product as uncharacterized. Bases 1 to 1515 code for a protein of 504 amino acids. The record is from RefSeq and is a predicted model, not a curated record. The transcript is spliced from 8 exons. Lineage: Eukaryota; Metazoa; Arthropoda; Arachnida; Ixodida; Ixodidae.